Rhineura floridana is the source of this 1501-nucleotide messenger RNA. It is a transcript of the gene DAPL1, whose product is annotated as death associated protein like 1. The transcript is spliced from 4 exons. Gene Ontology annotation, molecular function: death domain binding. The record is from RefSeq and is a predicted model, not a curated record. NCBI's taxonomy places the organism in Eukaryota, Metazoa, Chordata, Lepidosauria, Squamata, Rhineuridae. Gene Ontology annotation, biological process: negative regulation of autophagy; cellular response to amino acid starvation; apoptotic signaling pathway. Bases 99 to 428 code for a protein of 109 amino acids.
AAUAAAGGAAGCAAAGACGUAGUUAUCGAGAGUUAGUAGCCUGCGUGUUAUCUGUGACAUCGUCGACUGCCUCCCACCGCCCUUUUCGCGUAGCCUUUAUGGCAAAGUCCGAAUUACCCGUGACGCCCUCCUCGCUGAAAGUGGGGCGCUCCCCCGCAGUCAAAGCUGGAGGUAUGAGAGUUUCCAAGAAGCUGGAGAAUGCACCUGUUGAAAGAAGUACUAAAAUCCCAGGGAGAGACAAACCUAGCUCUGUUAAUGUCAUCAAAAUGCAAAGCAUGAGUAUUCUGCUAGCAGAUGCACUGGAGAAACUCAGGCAUAAAUUUCCAGCAACAGCCUCACAAGUAACACAUCAAAAGCCACGACCCACUCUGGAGAAGAUUAUACUGCCCAAAAGAAUGUGCAUUAUUCAACAGCCUCGGAAAUGUUAAAGAUGUAGAGUAAAGUAUUCAUAUAUUUGACAGACUUGCUCUUAACAUAACAGCACUUAGCUAAGCAAGCAGUAAAUGGACCAAAUGGCUCCGGCAGUUUCUGCUUUGUAUUUUUCUUGCAAUACAAACUGUGUAUGUUCAGUUCUUCAUCCCACUCCACUCUUGAAAGCAUGUUUGACUCGUCUUUUUUUUGCAUAGUGCCUUAUUGUCCAUAAGACUCUUGUUUUAACAUUUACAAAACAUCUUGUCGAUCAGUUUGGAAUACACAAGCAGUCUUUCUCUAAGCCAUAUCCUUGGCAAGGUAGAUAUGUUCUCGCCUCUUUAUGUGUCUACUGUUGGAAUGUGGUCACACUGGAAAAAGUAGGAUGAUUGUGAAAUCUUUCUAACUUCUCUAGUGAAAUUGGCUGCUCGUUACUGAAAGAUCUUCACUGGUACAGUACACCAACAUGAACCAAGACAGAAUGAUGCCCUUUUUAACCUCUCAGAAUGAUAGAAUUCAGCCCUUGAAAAAACUAUCAAUGCAUCCUAAUCCCAGAUGUGUGAGAUCAGUCUAUGAUUGUAGUGAAGAACAUUAGCUUAUUAAUAGAAUAUUAGCUCAAUUUUCCUUUUUUAUCUUUUUGGUGUGUGUUUAAACUUUUCUGGAGUUGAACCUAUAAUGCUAUACUUUUAUUUGAGGGGUUUGCUAAUGUAUUAUAACUAGAAUGCAGUUGGCUGCUUUCAAAUUCAUCUGUGAUGACAUGAUGUUGGUUGGUAUUCCAACAGUGUUAGGAAAAUAGACUUUCUAAACCUUAAAUGCUUGCAAGGAAAACUUUUUUCUUACACUGUUAAGGCCAAUGGCUUCUGUAAUAUACAAUUUAGGGGCUGAGUUUAUUCACAGUAAUAGCAUAGUGGCUUGUAUGUGGGCUAACUUGUGAGGAACAGUUAAUUGGCAUAACCACUGCAGAACCGCCAAACUAUACAAACACCAUCUACAGGAUGAAGUUUGGUGUGAAUCUCAGGGGUUCUGUAUGACAGAUCUACCACUUGCCUGUAAAUUUAAUCCUCCACAUGCAAUAAAUAAUAUUUGCAAUCUA